Messenger RNA from Vanrija pseudolonga, 3483 nucleotides. It is a transcript of the gene ATG7, whose product is annotated as Ubiquitin-like modifier-activating enzyme ATG7. Gene Ontology annotation, biological process: ubiquitin-dependent protein catabolic process. Lineage: Eukaryota; Fungi; Basidiomycota; Tremellomycetes; Trichosporonales; Trichosporonaceae. The transcript is spliced from 21 exons. Gene Ontology annotation, molecular function: structural molecule activity; ubiquitin-like modifier activating enzyme activity. Gene Ontology annotation, cellular component: proteasome regulatory particle, lid subcomplex; cytoplasm. The record is from RefSeq and is a predicted model, not a curated record. Bases 79 to 3390 code for a protein of 1103 amino acids.
AUCAUCAUCAUUCUCCAACUCUUUCCUUCGUCUUCCUCUCCUCGCUGCCCACUUCACCCUUUACUAGCUCCAACAACAAUGACAGUCGACACGAAGGAGAUCGAUAUGGAGGCAGACCUCAACAAGGCAGAGUCCCUUCGCCAGUCGGCCCCAGAGCAAGCCGAAGCUCUGUACAGAUCAGUCCUGAGCAGGAAGGCAGUUGAUGAGGAUGAGCUCAAGGAUCAGGAGACGGCUCUGCUAAAGCUCGGCGCCCUGUUUCGUGAUACAAACAAGCCUGAAUCGCUCGCACAACUCGUUGUGGAGUCGCGGCAGUUCAUGUCCCAGAUUGCCAAGGCGAAGACAGCCAAGCUCAUUCGCGCCUUGAUCGACUUCUUUCCACCAUCCGCUCGUGAUCUUCAAAUGAAGGUAACUGGAGAGAACAUUGAGUGGGCCCGGAAGGAGAAGCGUGUCUUCUUGCGCCAGAGUCUCGAGAUCAAGCUGGUUGCCUUGCACAUCGAUGCUCAGAACUAUCGCAAGGCCCUGUCGAUGACUGAGGAUUUGCUCAAGGAGCUGAAGCAACUCGACGACAAGAUCAUUCUGACCGAGGUCUUCUUGCUGGAAUCGCGAGCAGCCCACGCCAUUCAGAAUCUUCCCAGGGCCAAGGCGGCCUUGACGUCUGCGCGUACGACUGCCAACUCCAUCUACUGCCCUCCACUCCUUCAAGCCCAGCUGGAUCUCCAGGCCGGAGCCCUCAAUGCGGAUGACAAGGACUACAAGACUGCGUACUCGUACUUCUUCGAGGCGUUCGAGGGGUUCACUCAGGUAGACGAGUCUGACCCUCGCUCGUUGAGUUCUCUCAAGUACAUGCUGCUGUGCAAGAUUAUGAUGGGAUUGCCCGAAGAUGUCACUUCACUGCUCCUGAUGAAGUCGGCGAGUCGCUACGCUGGCAAGGAUCUCGAUGCCAUGAAGGCCACCGCCCAAGCCCAGAAGGAACGAAGCCUCGAGCUGUUCAAGGCCACUCUCAAGAAGUACCAGGACCAGCUUCAAAAGGAUAACCUGAUUCGCUCCCACCUUGCGGCGCUCUACGACACCCUGCUGGAGCAGAACCUCCUCCGCGUCAUUGAGCCCUACUCAUCUGUGGAGCUCUCCUGGAUUUCCCACGAGGUCGGACAAGGUCGCGAUGUCGUGGAGCUCAAGCUGAGCCAGAUGAUCCUUGACCAGGUCUUCUUUGGUGUCCUCAACGAGAAGGCUGGUACUUUGGAGGUGUUUGACGAGCCUCAAGGAGAGGGCUUGCUGUCGGGCGCACUCGAGACGAUGAAGCAGAUGGGCAGUGUGAUCCAGGCUCUGUAUGAGAAGUACCACUCUUGGUUAACUUUUGGUCCUGCCAAGGCAGAAAGCGUUGGAAUCCCCACCUCAACCAACAUUGCGCGCAGCAUGGCACCCCUUCAGUUCCAGCCCCUGGCCUCUCAACCCACUCCAGAGUUUUGGUCAUCCUUGACCUCGCUCAAACUAGACAAGCUUCGACUGGACGACUCGGAGAUACCAAUUCAUGCUUGGCUUGACGAGGGACGCCAAAUCGUCAAUGCCAAUAGGCUCACUGGAAAGGUAUCUGGGGACGAUGUUGCCGUCGACGGAAGUGUCCUCCUGGAUGAAUCGGCUUUCACACAAACUUCCACUAGACCGUCCCCCUCUGCCACUUUACUCCGCGGUGUGUUCAAGAAUUACAACACGAUCGAGGACUUUCGGUCGCCGCAGAAGAAGAAGGAGCUCUUUGACAACACGGUGACAUCAAUCCUUCAGUCUUUCGAGACAGACGAGCCCCAGCUCGAUGGCUUUGUCCUCGUCGCCUUCGCUGAUCUUAAGAAGUACACCUAUCACUAUUGGUUUGCUUUCCCGGUGCUAGUCUCGAAACCGGCCUGGCAGGUGGAGGGCAGCUUUGAUCUUCUGUCGGACGACGAUACACGGCAGUUUCGGCGCGGCAUCGGAAGCUCAAGCGUGGUGAUUGCCAAAGGUCCCCCAGGUCAUCGCGAAUUUACUACCGUUUCGAGAGCCAAAGAGUUCUUUGGUGACGCAGAUGACGAGGAGCGGUUUGUCAUCUUCCGCGAUUCCUCAGCUCAAUCCGAACACCCUGGCUGGUACCUCCGAAAUGUUCUCUACUACCUACAAGCUCAUCAAGGUGUCACUCGGGUCAAUGUCGUCUGCCUCCGCCAAGGCCCAGCAAGUAGGGUUGGUAAACUCUUCACCGAAACCUUUAUGGCUCCAAACAUUCGUCCACAGGCGGUUGGCUGGGAGCGUGACGCAACUGGCAGGCUUGCGAGUCGAGUCGCCAAUCUUGGGCCAAUGAUGGACCCAACGAGGCUAGCGGAACAGGCAGUCGAUUUGAACCUCAAGCUCAUGAGGUGGCGUAUUCUCCCCAGCCUGGACCUUGAAAAGGUUGCCUCUACCAAAUGUCUUCUGCUUGGUGCGGGCACACUUGGAUGCUACGUAGCCCGUGUCCUCAUGGGCUGGGGUGUCCGAAACAUCACCUUUGUCGACUCUGCCCGCGUGUCAUACUCGAACCCGGUACGGCAGCCUCUGUUCCAGUUUGAGGACUGUCUCGAGGGGGGCAAGCCGAAAGCGCAGUGUGCGGCCGACCGACUUCGACAAAUCUUUCCUGCCAUCAAUGCCACUGCCCAUGAGUUCAUGAUCCCGAUGCCCGGACAUCCGGUUGCCGCCGAUGGUGACGAGGCAACUGCGGCCAAUGUCGCAAAGCUGACACAGCUUGUCGAUGAGCAUGACGCCAUCUUCCUCCUCAUGGAUUCUCGUGAAUCCAGGUGGCUGCCUACUCUGCUAGCGGCGAGUUCUGGAAAGAUUGUUGUCAACGCUGCACUGGGGUUUGACAGCUACCUUGUCAUGAGGCAUGGUACCUCCCCACUCGGCCAAGCUUCGCAGCGCUUGGGAUGCUACUUCUGCAACGACAUUGUUGCUCCAACGGAUUCACUCACCGACAGGACAUUGGAUCAAAUGUGCACUGUCACGCGACCUGGCAUUGCUCCAAUUGCGGCUGCGGCCGCGGUAGAGCUGUUGGUUUCCACAGUUCAGCACCCAUUGGGGGUAUCUGCCCCAGCAGAGCGCUCCUCCUCUGAUGGCAGGGUCACCGCCUCGCCACUGGGACCUGUCCCUCAUCAGAUUCGUGGCAUGUUGAGCCAAUGGAACACGGUGCUUGUCGAAGGCUCCGCGUAUGAUCGCUGUACCGCCUGCAGUGCCACAGUGGUGAAGGCGUAUCAAGAGCAAGGAUUCUCAUUCCUUCGUCGGGCUUUCAAUGAAACCGGGUUCCUUGAAAGUGUUACUGGGCUGGAUAAACUUUACGCUGAGAGUGAAGCCAUUCUGGACAGCGUGGAUUGGGAGGAGGACAGCGAUGAAGGGCUGUAGGCAAUAUUUUGGGUUGGGCCCGAGACUCAUAUUGUGCUUAUAGUUUCUACACCGUUCGGCCAGUACGCAAGCCAGCGACGAGCCAUGCCAGUC